Messenger RNA from Helicoverpa zea (corn earworm), 4906 nucleotides. RefSeq lists its product as uncharacterized. The coding region runs from base 3457 to 4836 and encodes 459 amino acids. Lineage: Eukaryota; Metazoa; Arthropoda; Insecta; Lepidoptera; Noctuidae. The record is from RefSeq and is a predicted model, not a curated record. The transcript is spliced from 2 exons.
AAAUCAUCAAAUGUUUUCCCUCUCCCGCUGUGGGUUAGCAGCGGUGAAGGAGUGUCAGACUCUUACUGACUAAAAACCGUCGCAUCCGCAUUUACGGACGCCCUGAGCCUCUCGGCUAGAGCGUUUGCGGCGUGCCCGCUGGCUGCUACCGGGACCUCCAGCAUUCGGGCGCCCGUUGCGUUCACCCUGAGCCGAAGGCCCUCGGUGAUACACAAAGAAGAGAUUUUAUAAGAUUUAUUCGGAAAUUUCUAUGAGAGUCGAAAGAACUAUGUUGAAAGAUUAUAUAUGCAUUUAAUACAGAUACGUUAAGAAGGCGCUUAAAUAAUGUUUUGUACCACACUUUUGUACGUUUUCUUUCACAAACUCGUAGGUUUUUUUACCCUUAUUGGCUGCUUUAUUUAGGAUAAGCUGACAAAUCUCCAACCAGCAUUUCCACACGAGAAGACUUUCGUCCAGGUUUAGGUCGGCAAGGUUUUGCCCAGGAGUAUACAUCUUCUGAAAUUUUUUGUUCAGGUGUAAAAGAAUCGCCUCGGAGUCCAGGUCUAGCGCAGACAUGUCAUCAUUGUUAUUGAAAUGAAGACAUUUGUUUAUCAUUAUAAAUCGGUCGAUAGACAUGUGUGCGCUAAUUUCCACAAGACUUUCAAUAUCCGUUUGAAUAGAAUCAAAUUCGCUGUAUGACUCUAAUAUUUUAUUUAAACGAGCUGUUAUUUCAAGAACUUGAACCUUAUUAAGAAUUUUAUUAGGCAAAAAUGUUUCUUUCUAGAGUAGUUUCGGGUAUUAUGGCACACCAUAAUCCUUUUAGAAAAUAAAACUAGAAGUAUAUGAGAUCAAUCAGUCUUCAUUGGUUAAUUAAGUCGUCAAACUAAUCAGUAAUCUAGAACUAGAAACUUAAUGGCAACAUAAUUUCGCAGAAUAACUAAAAAUAUUGUUUUUCUUAAACUUGAACAUUUCCAAAGUCUGUUCCUGGUGGGGUAAUAUAGCCUAGGGCCAUAUUGGCCGGUUAGGGCCAUGUUGGUUGGUUACUACUAUAAUACGGUGACACAUAUGUUUACACAUUCAUAACAUACGAAAUAUCACUACUAAAACACUAUUAUACAUAUUAGUCUUUUCUAUUUUCUUCUUAAACGAGUCUCUCAAGUCGUUUUUGUAUGGAGAUGAAGUCAGCAAUGUCGAUUUACAAGCUCUUCUGCCUCGUUUACUAGUCUUUCUAGGUGUUAUUUCUGGAAUCGGAGAUAACUGAAAGGGUGUUAUAAAAUUGUGUGUGGCCCCAAUCGCAUUGUCGCGACUGGCGUUCAUCUUUUUGAGGGCCACCUGUCUGAAGGCGGACUCCACUGGCUUCGCAAAGUCCGCCCUCCUCUCCCGGCCGACGCGUCUUCCUCGGAGGAGCUCUGGUGAGUUGCUGUUUCGUUACCCCCAGCGGCCCUCUCGCUAACGGGCCUCCUAUCGGCCUUUUUGACCGAGGCCCCGCGGCCACCGGAGAAAGACCCUAGGUCGUCCGCCUUCCUCUUGAGGAAGGUCUCAACCCUGUGGUCCUUCUUGCUGCGGGGGACCAGUUCCCUCACUGGAUACGGACUCGCACUCCGAGACCGCAUCCCACUCCCGCCCUAUCUUUGUCUUUUUAAUUUUUUUGUUUUUGAUUUCGGAUUCCAUAAAUGUUCCCACGAGUAUUUAACGUUAUUAAACACAGGGCAGAAUGUUAGCACGCAGGCACCGACUACUCUCGGGAAGAGCCCCGAGGGGUGCCGGCGUCCGCACCCCAGGGUGCACGUGGAAGUUUUCUGCCCCAGCACCCCAUACUACUAUUUCCAACCGACUUACUGAAAAGGAGGAUUUUUAUUCGGUUGUUUUUCUUUUUCAAUAUUUCCGUGCUUGGGCGGGCACGUUAAGCAUUUGUCCUGUUACUUAGGCUCGUUUUAACCGACAAAGAAAAAUCUUAAAACAGCUAUUUCUUUUGUUAGUUUCGGGAUUUUUUCCAUGCAGUUCCCACGAGUAUUGAACUUAAGUCUUAACAGUCCACGGAAAGACGAGGGUGGCUAUAGAAAAAACUUAUGGCCAUAGCCUCUCUCAUAAAGUCCAACCAUUUAGCCUGUAAUCGCAAUUCAUCAUCUCUUUGUCUCACCCUUUCUUGCAUCUCUAACUCCUAAGUCCUCUGUCACUCUAGGCUCACGCUCACGCCUAUCACGCUCUCUAGCAUACUCCUUUGCCUUUCUAUCCGCUUCUGAAAACAUUUUUCCUAUUUGUUGUUCCUUGGCUUUUUUUUGUGGUGGUGGUUUCCACGUCUCUUCUUCAGAUAUUUGAGGAGAUGCAGGAUGUGCCUCAGUCGAUGGGAGAGCAGGGGUUUCAUCUGGUGGACUCGGUCACUUGAGUUAACAUACCUUGCGCCAUUUCUCCUCGGACCUAGAUUCGCCUGUGCCUUCACUAUUUAAUUGAUUUGACAAUUCCUUCCAUUUCAUUUGUAUGAAAUUCCGCCCUCGUGGGCCGCCUGAAGGUUUAGACAAAUCUCCAUUUCUGGAAUAGAAAUAGCAUUGCACUUAAAAUACUUCACACUAAAGUUUAUGCCACUCAAACUUAUUAAAACUGUUUACUCACGCUUCCAUGAAUUCAACCAUCAUCUCAUAUUGCGUAUGACUGGUUCUCAUAAUGUUUUAUUAUCUUAAAAGCACUUAAUUAUUUGUAGAAAAAAAAAUACAGAAAUACUUUUGUUGUGGACGUGUAGCAAAACAUAAACAAACUCUAGGGACGGGUCUGAUAUGAAGGAACGGAAGACGAAAUUGAUGUAACAUCUCAUCACCUAGCCUACUAGGGUUUCAGAUAAGCCAGCCAUCCCAUAAGCCCUCUCUGGGCCCAUUAUAUUUAGGAUUUUCUCCGUUGUUUCUGAGAGGCUCGGAAUGGUGGUACUGUUUCCUGUCAGGGAGCGUGCUGCAUUGGCACGUGCAGUAUCAUGCCGUGAAUUUUUUUGAGAUCGCGCCACGUUAUAAGUAAUUGAAUAAAAUGCCGUCCGCCACUUUUCCACAGUUUUGUUGGGUCCGUAUUCUUUCAGCAACUGCUGGAUACCGAGCCAUUCUUCGUCGUGGUCUUCCUUGCCCAGAGGACCUCGGUAUUCGCCAUUUGCAAAUAGAGUGUGGGUAGACAUAUAGUCUACCAACAUCUCAAUUUACUUAUGCACUUGGAUUCAUUUCGAUUUUCCCUUUCAAGGUUUUGUGUUUUGCGUAGUUUUUGGAACGACUUUGGUAGUGUUUGUGCAUUAGCUUCACAAUUGGCUGCUCAUUUCCAAAAAGCUUUUUUUUCCUUAACCUUUAGGCUGCGUUUCCACCAGAGAUGUGCGAGGAUGCAUAGCGAGGGAUGUGUUUGUAAAGAACCAAUAGGAUCGCUUCAUUUACCUUGCCUCGGUCAGCACAGCUCUGGUGGAAACGGCUCAGCGGAGCUAGAUUUUUGCGCAUACAAAACAAGCGCGGGAUGUGUGCGAGGGAUGUGUACGAGGGAAGUGUGCGAGGAAUGUGUGUUGAGAAAGAUGUGUUGCGAGGUUUGCGCAUACUGUACCAGCCAGUCCAUAGACGGAGUUUGUUGGAAGUAGAAGUGCGCAAAAUAGAUAAUAAUAUGGAUAAUUGGAAAAAGAAAAUACUUUUACAUUUAACAAUUUGUGAUGAAGAAAUGGAAGCAGAAGAUACGGAGUUUAUUAGUUCUAUAAUUUUGAGCAAUACAAGAACACACAGGUUUUGGAUACGUAACCAUAUUAAAUAUCAUCGAUUACAUGGAGAAUUCUUUACCUUUUUUCAUACGGCUGAUGAUGAAAUAUUCGAAAAUUCUUAUCGAGUAUCUAGAAGUAACUUUUAUGAGUUACACAAUUUGAUUGAGAACAUUAUCAAGAAAGAAGACACUCACUACAGAGAAUGCAUCAGCACCAAGGAAAAAUUGGCGGUAUGUUUAAAGUAUUUAUCCACGGGCUCGUCGUUCACACGAUUGGCAGAAAAUUUUAGGAUUGGAGUAGCAAGUGUGUCGAGAAUUGUGGCAGAAGUUUGUAAUGCUCUUUGGCUUGUUUUACAACCUCUUGUUAUUCCAAAACCUACCAAAGACGACUGGAAGCGAAUAGCAAAGGAUUUUCAAGAGCUAUGGCAGUUUAAAAAUUGUUUGGGGGCUCUAGACGGUAAACAUGUUUAUAUAAUGUGUCCUGCAAACACUGGGUCCUCUUUUUUUAAUUACAAACAAAGAUUUUCUAUAGUGCUUAUGUGCUUAGCUGACGCUAGGAGAAAGAUUAUAAUGGUUGAUGUGGGAUCCAUGGGAAGAUUUAGUGAUGCUGGAAUAUUUGAUGAUAGUGUUUUUGGAAAAUAUUUGAAAGAAAAAAGAUUGAAUCUUCCAGAACCUGAACCAUUAUAUGAAGGAGGUGAACCAGUACCAUUUGUAUUCAUUGGAGAUGAGGCUUUUCCUUUGAUGGAAAAUUUCAUGCGCCCAUAUCCGCGGGACCAGUUAGACCAACAGAAACGUAUAUUUAACUAUAGACUUUCGAGGGCACGUCGCAUUGUAGAAGCUACAUUCGGUGUAUUGGCACGAAAGUGGUAUGUGUAUCGUAAAGACUUUGAAUGCAGAGUGGAAACGGUUGACAAAAUCGUAAAAGCCACAUGUGUAAUGCAUAAUUUUUUAAUUGAAAGACAAAGUAAUCAUUUGGAUUGCAUUGAUAACACAAAUACAAGUACUCUUGUAUCGGUUCCUAGCAUUUCCGUCGUCGUGUCAAGUGAUAGUUAUGAUGUAAGAGAGAAAUACUGCUCUUAUUUCAAUAAUCAAGGAAAAGUGUCAUGGCAAGAUACUCGUAUUUCGUCACGAAUUCAUCGCACACAAUAAAUACCCAAAUAUUGUAACUUGUAUUUUAAUAUACCUGAUUUUAAUACAUGAUUAUUACUUACCAUCUUUA